Molecule: messenger RNA, 1255 nt
Organism: Prorocentrum cordatum
Lineage: Eukaryota; Dinophyceae; Prorocentrales; Prorocentraceae
Source: the annotation of a GenBank genome assembly
AGAAGCACGCCCUCACGGACAUCGACGGCAACCCGCGGGAGGCCGAGCCGGGCGAGGCGCCCCUGGAGAUCUCGGCGGAUUGCAAGGCCUUCAUGAAGAUCAACGACGUCUGCAGCGCGGAGAUCGAGGAGCACUGCUCAAGCGACUUCUACGGAGGCGACAUAAUGAUUCGAUCGGCUGGUGCCUCCCCAAGUGGACCAAGCCGGAGGCGCUCGGAGCUGGCUGCAAGGAGGCGCUGCCGAAGCAGAAGGCCGAGGAGACGAGGAGGUCGACGAGGAGAAGGCCGCCUGGAGGGCGAAGCGGAAGGCGGCCAGGCAGCAGGCGAUGAAGGACAUCAAGAAGGAGGACAAGGCCCAGAAGCGCCGCCGCCGCCGCAGGAAGAGCGACCUGUGAGGUGGCGCGCCGCCCGGCCUCCGCGCGCGCGUGCGGGCUCCUCCGGCUUGUUAUAUUUUCCUCUCUCGCCCAUUCUCGAUUUCUCUUCUCCCGGAUUUGCCCUCGUUCUGGCUUCGUCUUACGCAGACGCUCCCCCCGCCAAGCAGCAGCACCGCAGCGCCGUGAGUGCACCGAGGGGCCCGUCGUCGCAACUGCAGACCUUGGGGAAGGCCGCGCAGCCCCUGCCGGGAGUCGAGAGCGGUGCCCUCCCAGCAGCAGGUGUUCUCGGUAGCAUCUCAUGGGAGCUUGGCAUGUCCUCGAGAUUCCGUCUCUACAGUGGGGGCGCGCAUUAAGAAACCAUGUGCUUUUCGUCUGGGUAUCCUGGGUUUCUUCGCUCCGCGCGCUGCGCGGUGAAUUCCCACAGCCGCUGAAGAAGCUGCUGAGUUCAGUGUGCUCCGGGCUUAGCCUCAGAGGCAUCUCGCGCGCGGGUUUUCAGGUAGUUUUUUGUUGCGAUGAUUUCUUGCGGCCGCGCCCGCACUGUAGAAUGCAUUCCAGAAGGAGCGCUGUUGAAGGAACGUUCGUUUCCUUAUCCAAUACCCUCACGUAGCUCGCGCUAGCGUCUUGCAGGGGCCUCGCCUGUCUGGGCUCCGCGGCGGCGGCGGCGGCGGCCCUGAGCAGUUGUUAUGAUGUACAUGUACAAAUCGUAGCGGUCUGGUCGAAUAGGCAACCGUGGUCCCUUCUCCCGUCUCCAACCUCACCAGCCGCGCGUUUCAGGUGCAGGCGCGGUGGCAGCAUGCUCCCAUGACUGAGACGCGUUGUCGUUGCGAUCUGUUGUGAUAGUCUGCUCCCCACUGCGACCCCUCCUCAUCGAUUGCGAUGUACA